Molecule: messenger RNA, 225 nt
Organism: Penicillium nucicola
Lineage: Eukaryota; Fungi; Ascomycota; Eurotiomycetes; Eurotiales; Aspergillaceae
Exons: 3
Coding region: 1-225 (74 amino acids)
Source: RefSeq, a predicted model, not a curated record
AUGAUUGGCGAUGAGUUGUUGCGUCGUACUGAGAUUCUAAGAUUAUGGGAUUCUGGAACGCUGGAACGCUGCUUGGCUUGGGGGCCAGAAAGGGUUGGUCUGCCUCGGUUCACCGUUACGGUCGGGAAUGGUGAUUUGCUGGUGGAUGAGACCAUGGGGUUUCUGAUUAGUCCUGAGUCAUUGGGGCACUACAGGAUUCCCAACACACCGACGGACAGCCAGUAA